AAAAAAAAAAGCCAACUGCCACGACUCACUUCCUCCUCUCACUUCUGCACACGUUUCCUGCCAGCUCUUCUUAACCUCUUUGUAUAAGAUUUGAUUUGAGGUGCUUCCAAUCUUCUGGGUCAGAUAUGUUCCUGCCUCAGUGGUGCUGUGGAUACAGUCUCUAGAAUCUAGGUGCUGUUAAUGGACACUUUUCCUGACGAGCAGAAUGCAAGGCUGUGACAAUUGAAAGAAGUCAAAUGUGAAGUCUCUGCUUCAGGGAUCCAUUUUAGGGCAUUCUGGAAAAAGCUGUCUGGAGUAGUGACGUCUGUCUUUAACAAGCCUGUGGAAGCUUCUUUAAUCUUUGCAGCAGUCAUCUGUGAGCUGAAAGGAAGAAACUCAACUGAAUUCAGGAGGAGGUUUGAAACUCAAAACUGUGGAGAGGUUGAAAAAGCCUUGCAUUCUUUCAUGUCUCACAGCUACAAUGGACACAUCAAGAGUCUAUGUCAAUGUAAAGACCUUUAGGACCCCAGGACACAAGUGUGCAUCACCUCCAUCUCUUCCCCCAGAUGCCAGUCAGUGCCCACACUGGCAUAGGUUGGCCCUGAAACUCGGCUGUGUUGGGCUGAUUCUUCUUGUCUUGAACCUGAUUGGACUCAGUAUCUCAGUGCGAUUCUUGAUGGAGAAACCACCAAUCGAAAAGCACGGUGUGGCUGAUCAAGAGAACAGGACUGAACCAACAGGGAGAUCAGCCAUGCUAAAGUGUCCAAGAGACUGGCAUCUACACCAGGAUAAAUGCUUAUUUAUUUCUCAAAUUCUCCGACCUUGGGCUGAAGGUCUAGCUGACUGUUUUGUGAAAGAAGCCACUUUGUUGCUCCUUGAAGAUGAAGGAGAUAUGAGAUUCAUUCAGGACAUCUCAAAGAAAAGAAGACAGCAAUUCUUUAUCGGACUAAAUUAUGUACCAGCAGAGAAGAUCUGGAAGUGUAUAAAUGCCUCUGUUUUAAGUCCUGAUAUAUUACAGGUCACUGGCCAGGAUAAAUAAAGCAGCUGCGCCAUCAUUUCAGGGGCAGAAGUGCUGUCUGACGCCUGUUCUUCAGAGAGCCGUUGGGUCUGCCAGAUGAUGCUGACGCAUGUCUGAAAUCCCAUGCCCUCACUCCUGAUGUGAAUCUCAUCUCUAUGACACUACCACCCACACCAGAUCACUGUACUCAAUCUGUCUAGGCUGUCAGUCCUCCCAGUGCACAGUCAGUGGCACAAAGCAAGGACUCUAAAACCACUAUGACUCUUACAGAUGCUCACUUCCGAUGUCUUUAUUCUGUAAAUGUAAAUGUACACAGACACAGAUUUGCUAGCCUAAGAGAGGUGCUCUAUAGAAGGAAGCCCAGGCCAGCAGGGGGCGCUAGAGGCCUUGUGUGGCCUCUGUGCAUGAAGUCAUCUGCAGACAGUUGCAUAGAACUGUUUGCAGUGUCCCCAUCUGUGCUCUCGCUCCAAGUUUUGUCACAUCUGCACUGUAGAACCCUGGUUAAAGUCUUUGCUCUUGACUCUUGACACCAGAGGCCCGUGUAGUGAAAUAGCUUGGGAUGCAAAGUUUUUUUUUUUUUUAUUGACACCUCUAAAUUAAUUAAUUAGCAGUUGACUUAUGUGAUAAUGACAGUGACUCUGAGUAAACUAAGCUCUGUCUGGAUGAUGUCUCCCACCCUGCUGGGGUCCACCAGUAGAACCUGGGCAGAUUCUGGCACGUUGGUUAGUCUCCAGAGUGUGAGACAGGGGUGUCUCUUCUCACCUAGUUUCCUGUUAUGGCAGCAAAAAUGGACUAAGACAUGACUUUGUCUCUUCCCAUCAUUCCAAAGUCCUUCCCAUUUUACCAUUAUCAUUCCUUUCUUCCUCACCCCUCUAUAGCUUACGGCUCAUGAACAAACUGUAGGAAGUAUGCAGCUGCCUAUUUGAUUAUUUUAGUAGAAAAGAAAUGACAUCUUUUCAAUCUUCACUGGAAAAAUUAAAUAAGUAUUUAUUAUGGCAAACCUCUUUAAUGCCACUUUACUGAAAAAAGCCAAAUUUCCCAUAGUAAUGAAAAUAAAUGACUGAAUUUACUUUAUAAUGAGAUUUAAUACAAUGUCUGUUAAAAUAGACAUCUACAGAACCUAAUCACUCAAUGUCAAAUUUAAUUACUUAUAUUGAGGUAUGUGCUGUGAUCCAAAUAAAACUUCAUCUAAAAGUAA
Messenger RNA from Cricetulus griseus (Chinese hamster), 2195 nucleotides. NCBI's taxonomy places the organism in Eukaryota, Metazoa, Chordata, Mammalia, Rodentia, Cricetidae. The record is from RefSeq and is a predicted model, not a curated record.